This is a messenger RNA of Epinephelus lanceolatus (giant grouper), 737 nucleotides long. RefSeq names its product anterior gradient 1 (gene agr1). The record is from RefSeq and is a predicted model, not a curated record. NCBI's taxonomy places the organism in Eukaryota, Metazoa, Chordata, Actinopteri, Perciformes, Serranidae. Gene Ontology annotation, cellular component: endoplasmic reticulum.
AGAACACACAUCUGACAAAAGGGAAGGGAUACAGAAGGACAGGCUCAGAUGCUUGUUGCUCCGUGCCGUCGAGCCGAGGGAAUCUCAGCCUUGUCAAGCUUGUUUGGUCUCUCAAAGGACAGGAAGUGAUGCUUCGUUGGGUCUUGUUGGCUUUGUUCCUUGGUGUCUGUGCUGGUGCCGGACAACAGAAAAAAAUCAGCAAGAAGGCUCAGUCCCUUGCAAGAGGAUGGGGGGACGGUAUUAACUGGGUGGAAACUUAUGAAGAGGGCCUUUCAAAGAUGGUUGAAACUCAGAAGCCUCUGAUGGUCAUCCAUCAUCAAGAGGACUGCCCGCACUGUCAAGCUCUGAAGAAGGCGUUUGUUGCUCAAAAGACGAUCCAGAGAAUGGCCAGAGAUGAUUUCAUCAUGCUCAACCUGCUGGUAGAGACCACGGACAAGAAUAUGGCCCCUGAUGGCUACUAUGUUCCCAGAAUCCUCUUUGUCGAUCCAUCCAGGACUGUGCGCACAGACAUUAAAGGAAAGUACGGGAACUUCGGCUACACCUACGAGCCCAGUGACAUGACGUUCUUGAUCAAAAACAUGAAGAGAGCCAAAGUCCUGAUGCACACUGACCUUUAACAUGGCUCAAUCUGACUUUUCUCGAUCUUCCAGUCGUGCCGGGCAACCUGCUCAGUGCUCAGCACCAACAUGUUUACACACUCCUCAGAGCUCAAUAAAACUAUGAUACAUGAACAGAAA